Messenger RNA from Pezoporus flaviventris, 5135 nucleotides. RefSeq lists its product as uncharacterized. Gene Ontology annotation, biological process: negative regulation of transcription by RNA polymerase II. NCBI's taxonomy places the organism in Eukaryota, Metazoa, Chordata, Aves, Psittaciformes, Psittacidae. The record is from RefSeq and is a predicted model, not a curated record. Gene Ontology annotation, molecular function: DNA-binding transcription repressor activity, RNA polymerase II-specific.
AUGGAACCCCCGCACCUGGCGAGCUGCGGCUUCCCCGCGGAGCCGCCGGCGGCGGGUGGGUGUCCGACGCUCGGCGGCAGCCUCGUCUCGCUAAAGACGGCGGCGGCGAUGCAGACGAUGGAGCAGAGCGUGGACGCUCACGGUUCGCGGUUGCUGAACUUGGAGAGCCGGGUGGCCGCCACCGAGAAGAACCACUUGGAACGCGGGAAAACGGCGGUGGAUUUUGGGAACCAGCUGGAGAGCAAGUGCACGGCGCUAGGCACUCUCAUCCAGGAGUAUGAGCAGCUCCAGCGGCGCCUGAAGAGCAUAGAGAACUUCCUGAAGAGUGGGAACUUAUGGAUCCUGCAGCUGCCCCCGAGGUCAACGUCACCAGGGUGGACAUACCCAUCAGUGGUGUUCCAAAGUGAGACCGUGUGCUUUUCUGCUCAAGAGUGGGCAGACCUGCAGGAGCAGCAGAGGGAGCUGCACAUAAAGGAGCUGGGGGGAAAUAAUGAGCCUCAAAUCUAUCUAGACUAUGCAAUCUCCAAACAUGACCUCCUGUCCCAGCACCAGAGAGGGGAAGCAUCCUGCAAUGGGGAUGAGGCAGCUUCAAAGAGGUUUCAGCAGAGCCGAGUGCAGGCAAGAGAUGAAAUACAGUUUUUGUCUCAGUUGUUAGCAGAGGCUCUGCUGUUUAAGGUUGAUGUAAACAGCCAGGAUGGCAGUGCAGGAGUGCAGGAAGGCCUGGAGGGAAGAGCAGUGCUGGCUGAGCCUGGACCUUGUGAAUGUUGCUCUGUAAGGGCAAGCUUGGACUCUGGGGCAGGGAGGACAAGAGCAAAGCCCUGGGGAACAGCGAGGGAGGAGCCAAGCAGUGCCACAACAACCACUGAAGAAGUUUCCUCUUUACUGCAGCACACUGGUAUUCCAGAGCCGAGCUUUGCAGGUGUUGGGAAGCAGGAAGAAGAGAGGUGUAUGGAGGAGCAGGGAACCAUGAAGGAUGUGGAGUUUACCAAGCUCAGUGUGGUCCCAGCGAAUGAGGCAAUGACGUUCAAAGUAGAGCAGCUGGACUUGGAGGAAUGCUCCCAAAGGUCCAAGCCUCCUGUGACUUUAACCAGGGAGCCAAAGGAGCUGCUUUCCCAGGGUCCCAGCAAGGUGCUGUCCUUUGAUAGUCAGUACAGCUGUCCUGUAGAGCAGGGAAACCAGAGCAUGAGCAGCCUGGUGCCAUCCACCCCAGAGGGAGAGGGUCUCAGUGAAAGCAACGCUAUCAACUUCCAUGGGCAAAACUGUCCCAGAAAGAGACCUCACUCAUGUACAGCGUGUGGAAAGGGCUUCUGUCUGAAGAAGAUGCUGACACCUCACCAGGAGGGCCACAGCACAGAGGAUAGCAGUGAGCACACUGGAGGCGAGGACGGCUUCCUCUAUCCGCUGUGCCACCAGACUCAUGUGGAAGAGGAUGGGACCCAUGUGGCCACAGAGAGGUUCAAGCAGAACCAGAAUGCCAAAGCCCGCACCAGUGUCCCAGCCGUGGACAAGGUGUCCAGCAGUCCCAGGUGCCUGAAAAGCAAUGACGCCAAUGCUAUCUGUAAGCUAAAUCCGAGUGCCCACCCAAAAGGAAGGCCCUACAAGUGCAAUCAAUGCAAGGCAUGUUUCUCCCAGAAGAAAACUCUCGGCAGCCACAAACAUACGCACUUGCACCAAAGAAGAAAGAUCCUUAGGUGCUUGUACUGUGGGAAGAGGUUCACCUGCUCCUCCAGUGUGGUCCAGCAUCAGAGGAUCCACACAGAUGAGAGGCCAUACACAUGCAAUGAGUGCCCAAAAUGCUUCACCCAGAAGGAGCACCUCCUCCAGCAUGGGAGGAUCCACCUGCACAAGAGGGACUCUGUGCCUGGCGUGGGGAAGAAACAUUCGGUGGGUGAGUUUGAGUUCUGUGUUUGCAAAAGACUCGUGGUGACUGCACACAUGCACAGGGUCACGGAGAAACCUGAGUCCAUUUCGGCUCUGUCGGGAUCCCGAUCCCUCGUGGUUCAUGGAGAAUCCCGGAUCCCUCUCGACUCGGCGGUGCCGCGCGCCGCAUCGAGCCCUCCCGCCGGGGGGCGCCGCAGUGCUCGUGGCAGGGCGGCGGCAGGGGGCGCUGCGGUGCCGGCAGCGGAAGCGGCAGCGGCCGGUGUCGGUGGUGCCGGUGGUGCCGGUGGGGCGGCCAUGGCCGGUCCGGAGGCCGAGCGAGCAGAGGCGCAGGCCGUGGCGGCGCGGCUGCUCCGCCUGGAGGCCCGCCUGGCGCGGGCGGAGCGGCAGCUGAGGGCCGCGCUGGCUCUGCGCGGCCGCCUCCAGGCGCUGGAGCGGCGGCUGGAGACCGGCGGCGGUUGCAGCGGCUGCUGCGGCGGGGCCCCUCGAAUGUCAGCGAAGCGCUGGGCUGCCGGCGGCGGCCGGCGGGCAGCACGGCCCCAGAUAGGGCAGGGCCCGGUGAGCCUGGAGGACGUGUGGGUGCAGUUCAGCGAGCAGGAGUGGCGGGCGCUGCGUGGCUGGCAGCAGGCCCUGCACCGAGCCGUUAUGAGGAGCAACUACCACAUGCUGCUCUCCCUCGAGCCGGAUGCUCCCAGAUGUGAUACCCAGGCCCAGUCGGAAGAUGAGGUCCAGCCGUGUGUUCAGAACUGCAUGGAUGGGGAUGGGAGAAAUGAUCCUGCGGAGAGCGAAGACAGCAUAAUCCAUAUUAAGCAAGAGGAAGAGUUGGCCUCUGCAGAUCAGCAGGAGGUGGAGGCUCGAAAGGCUGCUGAAGAGCCCUGCCCAGCAGAGCAAGCAUUUUGCGAGCCUGAGUCUUCAAAUCAGCCCAAGAAAGGCAAAGAGGUGCAUGCCAGGGAGCUACCAGGAGUGGAGGGUGAGGACCUCCCAGGAGACCUUGAUGCAGGAUUUCAAACUUAUGCAACUGAUGUUUUCUCAUGGAUUAAACAAGAAGAGGAGCCACGCUGCCCUGAACAACAAGACUUGGAGAAAGAAGUCUCUGCAGAUCCAAGCACAGUGCAUGAUGAAAACACAAAGAGGGACCCUCCAGCAGAUUGCUUUGAAAGCACAGCACAUGACUCAGAGGUGCCAGGAAGACCUGGAGAGCAGUUUUCCAAGGAUCCUAGCCCCAGGGUGACGUGGGACAGUCAGUGGAAUUCAGAAAUGAUGGAAACAAACAGUGCUGGAAACAGUCUUGGGGAUGAUGCUCAGCACACCCGAGGAUUUGGUGAAUACUUGGAUUUCUUCAGCACUCAGGAAAACAGCGAUGGAAAGAGACUGUGCUCAUACAACAAACGGGAGAAAAAUUCCACCCAGCAGGAACAUCUCCAGGCUCCCCAGGGAGCCCGAGAAGGGGACACGUCUCCAGGCCUCACGUGUGAGAGGAGUCUCAACGAAAGGGCAUUCCGUGUGCUGCACUCACAGCCAUGUGCUGCAGGUGAGAAAAGAGACGGGCAGGGGCCUGCUUCUGCCUCCUAUGAGGGGCUACCCAUGGGGCCACAGCUUGCCACCCAUCCCUACUGCAGACAAAACCCUGCAGGUGAACCGGGGCUUCAUGAGCACCAUGGCCUGGGUGGAGAGGAGCAGCCGCCAGCAGAAAGCGAGGAGAACUUCCCUGCCGAAAACCCUUUGGCCAGCCCCUGCUGGGAUCACCCACAGGACAAGGCAGAGGCCUGCAGUAGGUGCCAGCAGCACUUGGCACCACGGAGCAGCCCCGCGGGACAGCAGCAGAGCCAAGGCAGGGGCAAGUCCUACAUUUGCAGUGACUGUGGGAAAGGCUUUGUGUGCCAUUCGUGGCUUGUCAGGCACCAGAUGACUCACACGGGAGAGAGGCCAUACAAGUGCUCCAAGUGUGACAAAACCUACCGGAGAAAGGAUUACCUUCUAAACCACCUGCGCCGGCACUCAGGAGAGGGGCUCUUCCAGUGCUCCAUCUGCAGGAAGAGGUUUGUGCUCAGGAGGAGUUUGGUGAAGCAUCAGGAAAGUCACUUGAAAGAAACACACCUGGCCUUGGCCAGUUGGCCCUGCACAGAGAUCAGGGGGGCUGUAAUGCACUCCAUAUAGAAAAUCCCUCCCAGCUAGGAUAGUCUGCAUCACCCUCAGCUGCCACCUUUGCUGGGCAGGGCCAUGGCAAGAUCCCCCUGCCCUUUGCUGGGCUGUGGCAGGAGGAGGCAGCUGUGGAACAGCCAUCUUGAGCCUGCUCCAAGGCAAAGGGAGAAGGUUGGGGAGUUAUUUUCCACAGAUGGCAUUGAAAUGGUGUGUGGAGCCCGUUCACCACCUUCACCAGUGCCUGUUGCUGCUGGGCACAUGCUGGAGCUGUGCUGGAAGUCUGCGGUGCUCAGAGUUACUGCUAGCUGUCAAUCCACACUGGAGAGAAAGCUCAUUGACACACAGAACAUUCUGUAACACUUCAGGCUGGAGAAAGUCUGCAGUGUUACUCCUAGGCUGUGGAGAGUCUGAAGAGUCCAGGGACUGGACUGGAAAUGAAGUUGCUAACACUAGUUUUCCAGGUGAAACAGUAUCAGGAAAGACCCACUUUUCUGAAAUGCUGUGAGGAAGGAAGCACUGAACCUGUGGAUCUUUGGAAGAAGCCUCUUCAAGAGUGGCAACUGGGACAGAGGGGUGCAGAGUGCAAGAAGCAGCUUGUUCCUGCAGUUAAUCAUGGGGUUCAUGGGGCUCUGUGCUGCUGAACCCUGACUGUGAAUUCCUGAAGGCUGAGAUCCUCACCUGGAAUAGGGUUUUGAUUUUGCAUUGCCUUAAAAGUUAUGUGGCAGUUACUUUCCCUCCUUGUUGCGGGUCUUGCGUGUGUUCAGUUUGCCAAAUCCUGUGAAAGCAGACCCCUUAGAUGCUUGUUAAACAUUCUCCUACAGAAAAAUGUAUUUUUGUUUGGUGCCUCUUAACAGGGCUGUGAGGCUCUGACGUGCCAUGGCACUGCAAGGACAUGAUUUAUUCUUUUCCAUGAUCCAGGGCUGGAUGUACCCAAUGUCACCCUGUCGAUGGUAUCAGAAGGAAAACGCAGAAGCAGCAGCACUGGCUGGAUUCGGAAGAGCCUGUUUUGGUUCAGGGCUCCAACGUUGCCAGACAGACUUUGUUCAUCAGCCUUUUUUUACAUGCAUGUUUCUGCUUCAGUUCUGUGAGGAUGGGUUCGCGUCUGCUGGAAAGGU